Tupaia belangeri chinensis (Chinese tree shrew) is the source of this 1420-nucleotide messenger RNA. It is a transcript of the gene F7, whose product is annotated as coagulation factor VII. Gene Ontology annotation, molecular function: calcium ion binding; serine-type endopeptidase activity. Gene Ontology annotation, cellular component: extracellular region. The record is from RefSeq and is a predicted model, not a curated record. Gene Ontology annotation, biological process: proteolysis; blood coagulation. Lineage: Eukaryota; Metazoa; Chordata; Mammalia; Scandentia; Tupaiidae.
CCCCCGGCCUGAGACGAGGACUUUGCCCGGCACCUGAGGGCCAGCAGGCCUCACCAUGGGCGCCCGCCUGCUCUCGCUGCUGGGCGUCCUGCUCUGGCUUCAGGGCUCUCUGACUGCAGUCUUUCUCACCCCGGAGCAGGCCCACGGUGUCCUGCACCGGCCACGGCGGGCCAACUCAUUCUUGGAGGAGCUGCGGCCUGGCUCCCUGGAGAGGGAGUGCAAGGAGGAGCAAUGCUCAUUAGAGGAGGCCCGGGAGAUCUUCCAGAGCACGGAGAAGGCGAUGCAGUUCUGGAUUUCCUACACCGAUGGAGACCAGUGCUCCUCGAAUCCGUGCCAGAAUGGGGGCUCCUGCCAGGACCAGCUGCAGUCCUACAUCUGCUUCUGCCGCGCCGGCUUCGAGGGCCGCAACUGUGAGACAAACAAGAGCCAGCAGCUGAUGUGUGUGAACGACAAUGGCGGCUGUCAGCAGUACUGCCACGACCGCGGGGAUGCCGGGCGCACCUGUCACUGUCACGAGGGCUACACACUGCUCGGCGACGGCGUGUCCUGCACACCUGCAGUUGAAUAUCCAUGUGGAAAAAUACCUGUUCUGGAGAAAAAGAAUGCCAGCAGCCCCCAAGGCCGCAUCGUGGGGGGCAAGGUGUGCCCCAAAGGCGAGUGUCCAUGGCAGGCCCUGCUGAGGCUGAACGGGGCGCUGCUGUGUGGGGGGACCCUGCUGGCCCCUCACUGGGUGGUCUCCGCCGCACACUGCUUGGACAGACUGCGCAGCUGGAGGAACCUGACGGUGGUGCUGGGGGAGCACGACCUCAGCGAGGACGAGGGUCACGAGCAGCCCCGGCAGGUGGCGCAGGUCAUUGUGCCUGACAAGUACGUGCCGGGCAGGACCGACCACGACAUCGCGCUGCUGCGCCUGCGCCGGCCCGCGGUGCUCUCCGACCACGUGGUGGCCCUGUGCCUGCCCGAGGCGGCCUUCUCCGAGCGCACACUGGCCCGCGUCCGCUUCUCGGUGGUCAGUGGCUGGGGCCAGCUGCUGGGCCGCGGCGCCACGGCCCUGGAGCUCAUGGCCGUGGACGUGCCGCGGCUGCGGACCCAGGCCACCCACUUCCGGGGCACCUGGUACCUGACAGGCGUGGUCAGCUGGGGCCAGGGCUGCGCGGCGGUCGGUCACCUUGGGGUGUACACCAGGGUCUCCCGGUACACCGCAUGGCUGAGCAGCCUCAUGCACGCCGAGCCGCGGCCCGGCCUCCUCCUACGAGCCCCAUUCCCCUAGCCACAGCUGUGGCAGACAGAUGAACCAGAAGUGCCCUCGUGCCUUUGGCCACUGUCCCUGCAGGCCCACGCAUGUCCCAUGUGUGUGAACUGUGACACGGACUACAUGCCCUGCUCCACGCCCUGACAAUAAACAGCCGCAUCCACCCCA